Poecile atricapillus (Black-capped chickadee) is the source of this 10411-nucleotide messenger RNA. RefSeq names its product interferon-induced very large GTPase 1-like. Lineage: Eukaryota; Metazoa; Chordata; Aves; Passeriformes; Paridae. Gene Ontology annotation, molecular function: GTP binding. The transcript is spliced from 3 exons. The record is from RefSeq and is a predicted model, not a curated record. The coding region runs from base 288 to 7595 and encodes 2435 amino acids.
GGAAGCCGCACCCACCGGAGAGCCGGGGCUGCUUAAAGAGGGGCUGGGAUCGGCUUCUCGCAUCCCGGGAGCUGCGGGGCUCGGAGGGAGAAGGAGAGAAGGAUUUCAGGCCUUUCCUUCCUGAUUCCUCCUGAGUUCUCCAGGGGUUCCCAUCACCUUCUCCACACCCCACCGUGUGCCCCAGGCCUGCCGCUGUGCUGUGCUGCAUCCCCUGAGCUGGGGCCCUCGGCUGCCGGUGUCUGCUGGGAAGCCAAGGCUGGGAGCAAGUGGAGCAUCUGCUGAGAGCCAUGGCUUCGCCGGAGGGAACGCAGGAGGGGGAUACAAAGGCACAGCUCCUGGCAAAGGCAUUUCAGGAUGAAGGGCUGGAUGCUGGAUACUGGCUGCCCAAAGUGUCGCAGAUCCUGGGAAUUGAGUGCAGAGAAGCCCUGCAACAUCUGGAAUACGAAGACUACCUCAAGCUGGAGUGUGAGGUAAGGCACCCCUGGGAGAAGAAGGCACUCAAGAAACUCCUGAAAAUGGGAGAUGACAAAACAACCAGUAAAGAUGUGCAGAAGGAGCACUGGGAGAAGAGAAAGGAGAAACAAGAAUUGGCCAAAGAAGCCCUGAAUGAUCUGACAGAAAUGCUCAACAGCUGCAGCCACAGCCAGGAUGCUGUGAGGGAGAAAGCAGAGAAUCUCUUGCGGGCCAUGGAGAUUCCCCAAGAGUUCUGGCCAGCACCAAAGGAACCCUUGGCGGAUAUGCUGGAGAACAUCCAGAAGCAGCUGGAGCAGCAGGAGUUGUCAGCAGGCAGGAGAGAGAACAUCCCUGAUCUGGAGGUGCUGAGGCGGGCGUCAGGGGGACUGGCCCUGCAGGGCAUCUACAGAACCAGCAGACCUGGAGAUGCGCUGGCAAAGCGAGAUCAGCUCCUCAGGGUUCCUGAGGGAUUCCAGCUUGCCGGUCCGGAGCAAGGAUCGCUCCUUGAGAGGAAGGACUUCUCUUCCUCUGCAGCAGAAUCCUCUUUCACCAAGUCCAUGGAGCAGCUGGGGUUCAGCAUGAGUGUUUCUGCCAAAUUCAAGUUCUGGGAAAUUAAUCUGGGAGGGGGUGUAGAUGGCAGCAGCUCCUCGCAGUCACAGGACACCCACCAGUCCCGCUCUGAGCAGAGCUACUUUUGCAGCACCAGGUACCAGUACCUCCCUCUGGCCUCCUGCUACUUCCAAAGGCAUCAGCUUUGCCUCUCGGAUGAGGCUCUGCAGGAGCUGAAAAAGAUAGAGCCACUUUUGAGCUCCACUCGGGAAGAAGACAACGCCAUCUUGCUGAAUAGCACGUGUGAGAAGUUCUUCAGCAGGUUUGGGUCCCACGUAAACCAGGGUCCCCUCCACUUUGGGGGGAUAUUCUGGUGGAAGGCGUCUACUGAGGGAUUCCGAGAGGAGCAGAGGGAAGAGAUGAAGCGACAAACGUCUGAAGCUCUGAACAGCUUUUUCAGGGCCAGCUGGGGUGGCUUCCUGGCAAGUGCUGCGGGGGCCCUGGAUGUUUCUAAAUCCAGCUCAAAGGCUUCUGUCCUGGGAAGAGCCGGAGAGGGUUCCCAUACAGCGAUUCAGCUCUACGUGGUCAACACAGGGGGCCCACCAGACACAGCUUCUCUUCCUCAGUGGAGAACGGGGCUCGUGUCUGAUAACACAACGUGGUGCGUUAUCGACCGUGGGUUUGAGCUGAUCCCAGUGUGGGACGUCAUCCUGUACAAUCACAGCAAGGAUUUUAAGUCUGUGGGUCAGAUGAGCACAGCCCUCAGGGCUGCGUACAAAGCACUGACAAAUCUGAGCGUUGGCAGCAUUUUUGGAGAGGAUCUGGGCAGUGCAGUGCAAGAGGCCAGAGAUUUCAUGAGGACUCUGAAGGCCUGGGAGGUGCCGGUGGAUGAAAGGAAGCUUCUCAUGCUGAUGGAGCUAAAAGAUGAUCUGAGUGCCAAAACCGGGAACCCCAGUGUGUGGAUCAACGUGUGCCUGUCAGACAAAGUCCUGCAGGACUUCCUGGUGAACACCAUGCGGAGUUGCCAGGAGUCACCUCCAGAAAACACCAGAUUUAUCAAGGUAACAUUGAAAAGCCUCCUGACUCCACAUAUCUACUCUGUCAAGGACUUCCCUGAGGCUUCCUUCAUUAUGCAAUGGAUCUUCCAGACUGAGAACCCACUUCCCAACUCUCCCAAAGUCACUGAGCUUGAAGACCUCAUCAAAACACUGCAGCAAAUGAAGGAGCACAUCCAUGCUGUCUCCUACGCGCCAGGAAACUCUGCUUCCGCCAUUCAUGAAGCAAAGCGAGAAGCGACCCAGACCAGCAGCCUCGCCAUUUAUUCCUUACUCCAGUGUCUCCAGGAAAAGGCUCAGAAGGACAUGGAACUGUUGGUGCUCUUGAUUGUGAGCAGCACAGGGUACCAGGUGGAAAGCAGCACUUUUCAGCACCUCCUUGGACACCGAGAAAUUGAGUACAUGGCCAAGGAAAUGGAAGUGGCACAUGAGGAGUACGUGAACCUGAAGGAGCAGGAUGCUGACAGAGCUGAGGCCUCUCUUCUGCUGAAGGGUCUGACUGUGACACCAGAAAGUCAAGGGCUGUCCCCUGAGCAGAAGAGGGAGCGUUUAAUUUUCAUGGAAGAUCACAUGAAAGGUUUGUGGUCCACACGGAUAAAGAAUCUGCUCCAAAAGCACAGUGGAGGUGAAGACUGGGAGAGGCUGGAACAGGACUUGCAUUCCUUGAUCAGUGGGUGCUUGGAUGACAACGGGGAUGAAGAGAGGAUGCAGAACAUACUCAGAGACCUGGAAGACACUUUUCCAACAUCUGAACACCCUAGCCACUCUCAAACUACCUCAGACAGCAGCCAAUCCAAAGCAAAUGAAGCCAUUCCAAAGGAGGAGUUCCUCCAGCUGCUCAAGCGCCUGGGACUGGAAAGUCAGUAUCCACGAAGAAUGGGGAUGGGAGAUUUCCACACCAUCUGCAGGACAUGUCUGCAGGACAGCCAGCCCAGCCAGGACACGGAGCUGCCAGGUUACUUCCUGCAAAAGCUGUUUACCGUGGAUUACCACAAGGUGAGGUACCUGACUUGCUGGGAUGAGAGCAUCCGUGGCCUUGCACCUGUGCCAGUAACUACAAAGCAAGAGGAUGAACUGUCAGAUUCCUUUGAUAACUUUCUUGAUGAUUUGGAGGAAGCAGCCCCUGAAUGUGUGAGCAGGGACAGCCAUGUGCACCCCAUGGACCUGCAGAUGGCCAUUUUCCACUGUGCUGAUGACUUCCUGAGACAGACCCUUGCAACCAAGCUGGCCUUCUGCCAACUGGCACUGCCUCUGCUGGUGCCCAACCCAUGCACUUCACGCAUCGAGUUCCCGCUCUACGCCCUCAGCCAAAUCCAAAGGAGCUGGAAAGAGGUUGAGAAGUCAGGAGAGCAGGCCCAAACAAAGAGUUACAACAACAAACUCAUCUUUCAGACACAGACACCCAUCGUGUCCUUCAUCCGCAUUGGCAGCUUGGCCUCCUCUUCCAAGUCUCAGCUCCUGAACGCUCUGCUGAGCGAACGCAAACACAACACUUUUUUCCACCGCCACUGCAGAGGCAGCACCAGGGAGCGUUUGCUGAUGGAAGGGGUGGUGGAGAUUGCCUGGUACUGCCCCUGUGGAAGCCCCGAUGACACCUUUGAGCGCUGCGUGGCUUUCUGCAACCUGCAUGGAGAUGCCAGGAAGCACAAAGCACAGCUGCAGUUCCUGCAGGAGAUAUCGGCUGUCAACGUGGCUCUGGUGUCUGAUUUGGAGCACAUGGACAGCAGAGAGAAAAAGCUUCUGCAGGACCUGUGGAAGUCACAAAGUCCUUUGGUUUGUCUUGUCACGGAAAAAGAGAACGUUGCACCUGGACGAUCAAGUACAAAAAUAAAAAUCGGGAUCAGGAACAGAAACGAAGCAGAACUGGUGGUGCAGCUGAGCAAAACAAUUGGGAAUCUCCUGGCAGUGUCUAAUACACAUUUCAGCCUGGACGCCUGUGCGGACAAAGCUCGCCAGCACGGAUUCAUAGUGGAUGCAGAUCAACCCGGGUGUGUGGCAGCCAAAGCAAAGGCAAAGGAGCUGGUGGAGCUUCUGAAGAAAGAGAAGCUGUCGGAGAUCAAAUCCCAGCUGCUGCCGCUUCAAGGAAAACUGUGGUACCAGUGGUGCAAAAAGGACAAAGAACUCACUCGCUUGCAGGAGAAGGGGAACAAGAGCAUUGAGCAUCAUCGCAGCCAAAUUGAAAAUGAGAAGAAAGCACUAAGAAGAAAGCAACUUGAGCAAGCUUUCCCCCUCAACCCACUGAUGAAAUCAUUCCUUGGCUUUCUCAAGGGCCAGCCAGCAGAUACCAAGAAAUAUUUCCUGCAGUGGAUGAAGGUCUUCAUGGAUGAGCUGUCCUGUGGUCACCUUGAAAAACUGAGAAGAGACGAGUUAUGGACUGAAAUCUCGACAGGAAAGAAAAACCAGCUGCUGAAUCAGCUGGAUUCCAUCUCUGAUGAAAUCAACAAUUCAUCCAUCGGCCUGGAGCACCUUCUGAGAGAGGUAGGGCAGAUUUACGAAGCUCUGCAAUUAAUGAACUCCAAGGAUGAGCUUUAUGCCAAACUGCCGGAAAUUGCAGCAGAACUGAUGGUUUUGGGUUAUCCCAUGGAGCUGAUGGAUGGGGACGCUUCUUACCUGCCCUUGCGCUGGGUGGGAGCCAUCUUUGACAGCUUAAUGGAGAGGCUGGGGGACAAACGAGUGUUUGUGCUCUCCGUGCUGGGCAUCCAGAGCACAGGCAAGUCCACCCUGCUGAAUGCCAUGUUUGGUCUGCAGUUCAGUGUCAGCGCGGGGAGAUGCACCCGCGGAGCCUUCAUGCAGCUCAUCCCAGUGGGCGAGGAGCUGCAGCAAGACUUGGGCUUUGAUUUUGUGCUGGUGGUUGACACCGAGGGGCUCCGUGCUAUUGAGAUGGCCAAUAAACAGUCCCUGAACCAUGACAAUGAGCUGGCCACCUUUGUCAUUGGUGUUGGCAACAUGACUGUGAUCAACGUGUUUGGAGAGAACCCAUCAGAAAUGCAAGAUGUUCUCCAGAUUGCUGUGCAGGCUUUCCUGAGGAUGAAGAAAGUCAAUCUUUCGCCCAGCUGCCUCUUUGUCCACCAAAAUGUGGGAGAAGCAACUGCCAAGGAGCAGAACAUGGAAGGCCGAAGGCGUUUGCAAGAAAAGCUGGAUGAAAUGACCGUGAUAGCUGCUCAGCAGGAAUUCUGUGACAUCUCCUCCUUCAGCGAUGUCAUUGGCUUUGAUGUGAACACCCACAUUCACUACUUUGCUCACCUGUGGGAAGGAAACCCCCCAAUGGCACCACCCAACCCCACCUACAGCCAGAACGUCCAGCAACUAAAGAGCAAAAUCCUCCAGGCUGCCAAGAAGCAGUCACAGCGCAGCAUUUUGAGGCUCUCGAGCCUGAAAGAUCGUAUUGGUGACCUCUGGAAUGCUUUGCUGAAUGAAAACUUUGUUUUCAGCUUCAAGAAUUCCCUGGAGAUUGCUGUGUACAGGAAACUGGAAAGUGCCUUUAGUCGGUGGACCUGGAAGCUGAGGAGUCACAUCUUAGACAUACAGAUGAGACUGGACAACCGAAUUCGGAAUGGGGACUUGCAGAAUGUCACCAGAGAACACCUUGAAGGGCUGGUGCAAGAGACAAGUGAUGGCAUUGAGAAAGAAGUGGAGAAGUAUUUCAGGGAAGACAAAGACUAUGAGACACUGGUCCAGUGGAAAUCAGGCACAGAGCUGAAGCUGAAAGAACUAAAAGAGACUCUUCUCCAUGAAACAAAGAAGAAAUGUGAGAGUCUUAUAGAGCUACAGAAGGAGCAGAGGAAACUGGAUGCAAGGAAGUUGGAAUAUGAAGAUGAGCUCCUGAGAAGGAGUAGGGAGCUGGCUGUGACUCUGAAAGGGAAGAGCCUGAGUGAGAGAGAACUGAGGGACAACUUCACUCCUGUCUGGAACAAGUGGAUUGCCGAAGUCUCCAGUGCUGCUCGUCCUCUGGAACAGGUGAAUAUAGAUUCAGACAUUGAAGAAGUCCUUCUAGAGCACUUUAAGGAGCCAGGUUUCCAUGCACGGAUCAGGUCACUUCCCAAAAGCAGUGGAUUUUCUUUUGACUUAGAGAAACAUGUCAUGAAAAAAGAGCAUUUUCGCUUUACCUCAGAUCCCAGGAUCAUUUCCAAUUAUGAUGCUAUCAACUUUCAGCACAUCACAGACAACAUCAUAGCGUGUGUGAAGGCAAACAUUGAUAAGAAGGAACAGGAAAAACGGGAUUACAGUCGAAAUUUUAUCCAUGAAAUACUCAAUGAAGUAGAGAAUGGUGUGAACUCCGUCCCCAGCCAUGCCAAAUGUACUUUUAACAGAGAGUACAGCAUAGCUUUGUCUCUGUAUCUGUGCAAAAUGGCAGCGGAAAGAUUUAAAGCCAUGCACAAAGCAUUCCAAAGGGCAAAUGACCCAGUUGUGUACCUGAGCAGCAAGAGAGAAGAGUUCUUCCAGUGUUUCCAGAUUUCCUGCCAAGGAGCCACAUCAAUCACAACUUUUGCUGUUUUCCUUUGUGACAAGAUUGAAGCGGCUCUUCGCCGGGUGGUCUAUGAGAGGACAGCUAAAGCCAUUGCUGAGGACAUGCAGGGCAAAUUCCCAGAUUUCAGGGGCAACAGAGCCAAUCUGGAAGUUUGCAUCCUUAGAUACCUGGCAGAACAAGAAAAUUUUCAGUAUUUCAAGGAUUAUCUUAAUUUCCCAAAAGAAUUUUUUCAGAAAUACAUUGAAACACGAGUUAAGAAUUACUGUUUAGGUAAGAGUGGGAGACUGGAGAACUUUUUAGAUUGCUCCCUAAAUCUUCUCUAUCGAAAUAUCCUGUCAGCUGUUUCUUUAUCAACCCAAAUUGUCAAGGACAGAAAAGACAGAGAGAACAAAGUCUCUCUUUGGCUGGAUGAAUUUUGCAGGGAACUGACAGAGGUGAUCAACUUGCCCAGAAGUGACCUGAAGGGCAUCGAGCAGCAAGAGGUCACAGACACUGAGUUCCUGAGCAGUGCCAUGGCAGAAGCUCUGGAUGACCUGAGGGACAGGCUCAGGAAGGAAUUUGCUGGUGCUGAUAUGAGCUCAUUUGCAACACAGCCUCACACCAUCCUGGUGGAGCAGUUUUCAGGGUGCUGGGAGCAGUGUCCAUUUUGUGGGGCUGUCUGCACAAACACCAUGCAGGGACAUGAUGGAGACCAUCAGCUGGUCUUCCAUCGCCCACAAGCUUUGAUGGGAACCACAUGGCGGGUACAGGCAUUACAUGGUUUUGAUUAUGAUACACAAGAACUGAACAUUGAUAUUUGUUCCAGCCUUGUUUCAAGUGACUGUGAAUUCAAAUUUUGUGGCCGCCCAUGUGUCCGUUACAAAUUAUAUCGUAAUGCAGGACCUCCUUUUUCCAGUUGGAACAUUCUUCCUGAUUCAUCCAUGCAGGCGUACUGGAAAUGGUUUGUUUGUCAUUUCAGGGCACAGCUGGAAGCUUUGUACAAUGGGAAAUUUCAGGGCAGAGGAAAAAUCCCUGAGGCAUGGCAGAGAAUUACCAAGCAGGAAGCACUGGCCGAGCUGGACAAGCGUUAGGCCACAUCCAUGGGAAGGAAGAACCACAAGGGCUUUGCAGUUUAGGAGAACUUUGUAGCAGGCUCUCCACAAAUUCAGUUACAAUGAUGAUGUUCUCAAGCCCAAUGAAGAGAAUGGUAUCCAACUGCUCCCAAGUUUGGUGAAAUAAGGAGUGUUACUGUGGCUGUUGCUCAGGAACUCCCUUGCUUGAUGAGAAAGCCAGAAUCCUCUUGCCUUCUUGCCAUAAAUAUUUCCCUCUGCUUUGUCCUAGAGCUAAACCUAAGCCCCUCCUUGUGGCGAUCGGCCUCGUGGCCAAGCCUGAGCUUGAGGGCCAGGGCAAGGGCAGAGGCAGCACUCAGAGCACCCCUUGGAUCAGGUGCUGUGAGACAGGAAGAGACAGUGCCCCCAAGGCAGUUUUCCUGCAGCAAGGAGGUGUCCUGCUCAGAGAAAGGGCUGCAGGACCUGAGGCCAGCUCCACACUGGCUGCAAGCUGGGCUGCUUGGCUUUUGGGCAUCAUCCUUCCCUCCCUCACUGCAGCUUCCUGGAUCAACUGAGGCCCUUCUCCCAGCAGGAGCUGUUGUGCCUCCGGCCUCAGGAAAGCAGGGACACGAUGGCCCUGGGGCUCAGGCAGUGCUGCAGCCCCGCUGGCCAUGCGAGGGCCAAUCCCUGCUGGAGAGCUGGCUGAAGGGCUGCUUCAGCCUCAUGCCCUGCAGGCUCUGCUAAUAAAGGAGUUGAUUUGGACCUCCCUGCUCUGUGUCCCCUUUGUGUUCAGGGCAGUCACAGCUGGGGGUGACUGGAGACAGGCAGGGGACAGGGGGUGGCACUGGGUGAAUUCCUAAGGCCUGAACAACGGGCCCUGCCUGGGGCCUGAACGUUGGGCCCUGAACCAAAGUUGCCCAGUGGGUGAACCUUUCCACCAAAAGUGAUGUGUAUGCACUCAUUAGGAAAGCAUUAUUAGCUAUGUUAAAAAAAGACUGCAAUAUGAUACUGGCUUUUGUAUAUAUAUAUAUUAGUUUCUUCAUUGUACAGAAUAUUUAGAAAAUAGUUUCAUAUAUACCUUUAUUUAGCUGUUAGUAUAAUGUAAUCUACAAGUUUAAAUAUGUGUUGCAUAUCUUAUAGAGAUAGUAGUGUGGUGAAUACAUGGUAUUAUAGGCCUUAAAUAAACACCGGGUGUUAGAAUACCUCUGUGUAACCAAAACAAAUAGUGUAAGGCAAUCAUGUUGCUCCCCCUUCUCUGCAGACUAAAUUCUCCAGGUGAUAACCGUGACACAAAUCAGAGCACAAGAGGGCAAUUAGAAAAUACUGUGUUGAAUUUGAAGUGGACAUACUAAACCCUUAAUAGAGAACGUUAAAGACCAUGAUGGAGACACAAGAAUGAAUAAAAUAUAUUAACUUGGCACGCAGAAUAUCAUGUAGAUAAACUAGAGUAUGAAGAAACCAAACAGAAGAAUUUCUGUAACAUCAAACUUUUCACAAGAAAGUGUAAAUAAUGUAUAGACUUUAUGAAUAUGCAUCUUCCUCAGUUAGGUAUUAGUGUAAAGAUGACAAUAUCAGUGACUACUCGUGUUUUCUUUUGCUGUUUGCCAGGAGCAACCGGCACUGGACUUUUGUCUCUUAUUUUGUUCCCUAUUGCACUUUAAAAAUUCUGAAGCGUUAUUGCAUUUUUCACAGCCAUAUGAUAAAUGUAUCUCCUCAUUAACGAAGCAUCAUUAACAAUAUGAUCUAUGAAUGUGCUCAUUAGUGAAACAUGCAUUUAUCUCUCCAUAUUUACAGAUUGGACAAGGUCCAUGAAAUCUGACAUCUGUCCUUGUUUGGGGGUGUAGGAUCAAAGACAACUCCCUUGGUUCCUGCUUUAGCCCAGGCCAGGCUUUGGGAGGAACCCAAGAUGAGAAAGAAAGGAGAUGUUUCUGCACUAGAAGUGAUGUCAGCUUGGUUAUUGAACAAUAUAAGAACAGGAUCCUCUCACAGUGCAGUUGGAAGCCUCGUUGCCUGCAGGUGGACACCCCACAGUAAUUCCCAGUUACCGAGAGGGGCUCUCCGUUCCUUCACUGUGACAGGGGCUCCCCCCAGCUGAUGUGUGGAGCUGGAGGAUGGUAAAGUCUUGGGGUAACUGGAGAUGUAAUGUGUGUCAUCUCUGUAUGCAAUCUUUUGUAGUAAUGAUGAUGUGCCUUGUUGAGAUUGCCAUCCUUUUGUGAUUCUUGGCAGUUUUGCACUACAGUAAAUGACACCUCUUCCUUAAGUUGAUGCCUGUUUCUUUUGUGCUGACCCUGCUGCCUGGCAAAACACUGGGUGAGGGUCUGGGAGACGGGGUGUGGCAACAGAGGCUGUGCUCCAUUCAGGGCCUCUGCUCCAGGAGCAGCUUCACUGUCUGCAGGGACAGCAGAGAGGGCAGGAAGCCACAAACCACAACACCCAGGGACACCAAUGUCAGUGGCAGGUGCCAAGCAACGCAGUGCUGGGAACCAGGGCUGGCCUGUCACACACAGGGAGGGCUGAGAAGGUUGAUCCCAGUGAGGGUCUGUGCUCUGGAGCUGCUCAGCUGGGAACAUGUGGGACAAAAGGGGAAGGGGCCCAAAUUCUGCCAAGCCCGGCCCUGGCCAAGUUGACCCAGAGCCAGUGACAGGAGCCAGAGCUGGGCCGUGUGUGCGUGUGCUGCAAGGGCUGAGUGCCAAGGACUGGGGACACCUGGGCUGGGAGGGGAUUUGUGUGGCUCCUGGAGCUAGACUGGGAGUGGAGGUGACCCUGGCCAUGGUGUCAUUUCCUGGGCUGAGUGGGGAAUGUCCCAGUGCAGCUCUUGGUGUGAGUGGGGGGGACCCAGUGCCACAGCUGGGUGCAGA